Messenger RNA from Ostreobium quekettii, 900 nucleotides. The record is from the annotation of a GenBank genome assembly. Lineage: Eukaryota; Viridiplantae; Chlorophyta; Ulvophyceae; Bryopsidales; Ostreobiaceae.
AUGGAGCGGCGCGACUCCAAGCAGCACCUGCAGGACGGGGAGGACAGCCUGGAGGGCACGUGCGACGCGGCGCUGGUGCUCAGCGACGGCACGGAGGUGCUUGUGCACAGCCAGGCGCUCAUCAUGCACUCGAGGUUCUUCAGGAGGAUGAUCGCGGACGUGCAGUGCGGGCGCCCAAGGGCGGCGUCGGGGGAGCUGCUGAGGAUCCCGCUCGACGACGGCACCAGCCUGGAGGACGUGGAGGUGCUGCUGGGCUACCUGUACAAACGGGAUGCCGUCGUGAAUUCGUUUGAGGAUGCAAAGGCGCUCGUGUUCCUGGCCGACAAGUUUGACAUGCCGUCAAUCAUUCGGCUGUGUGAGCCCAAGCUCUGCAGCGAUGUGCACAGACUGCAUUUUGCUGGAUUCGCAGCAAGCCUGCCCCGCGGCCGAAGCACUGGCAAGUCCAACACCCCAUUCGAUCUCCAGGGCCUGGAUGAAUGCUAUGAUGCUGCCAGGUGGCUGAGCCUGGCAGAGAGGUGGAAUCUGGUGAACCUGAUGCUCAAGUGCCAGGCUGUGAUAACGCAGUCGCUGGCGUACACGGACGCCAAGUCCACGUACAGUGCCUUUGCCAAGCUUCAAGAGCACAGGAUCAGUCUCAAGAGCAUGUACAGCAUCGCCUCAGUGUUGGGGCAGUGCCUGAACAACUUUGGGAAAUGCUCGUGCGGCAAGAUGUUCAGCUCCCUGCGGUGCUCAUCCUGCUUCCUGGACAACACGCCGAAGGCGACCAUGGACCUGUGCGAGAAAAUGCUCCAGGAAUGCCACAAGGAGGUGAAAGGCGACGAGGACAAGCUUCGAAGAAUGCCUUCUGGACAGCUGUCCAUGUCCAGGGCGGAGUCCACUCCAAACCCGACACUGCGCUAG